CAUGGGCACAUAAAAAGACCCCCGGAAAGGAGCCCAGCACACCGGAGUCCCGUCGCUCGUGAUGGCAGGAUCGGCGUUGCACUUGUUCGUCCCGCUGGCGCUGUCUCUGCUGCACACCUGCGCCGCCCAGCAGCCCCUGUUCAUCCUGACAGCUCCAAACGUCAUAAGGGUGGAAAGUGAGGAGAACAUCGUUCUCGAAGCGCAUGACUUUGCUGGUGGUGUUAUCGAUGCCGAAAUUCGUGUUUUGGACUUCCCAGCCAAAAGGCAGACCCUGUACCCGACUGACGGCAUAGAUAACAAAGUGCAGCUGAGCGCAAACAAUCAGUACCAUGUGACCAAAGCGAUCAAGAUUUCUGCCAAACAUUUCAAGUCCGAUUCCCGCACCAAUCAGUACAUCUACCUGCAAGCCACCUCGGCCAACUUCAACCUGGAGAAGGAAAUUGUGGUGUCCUUCCACUCUGGAUACGUCUUUGUGCAGACGGACAAAACCAUCUACACCCCCACUGACAACGUUCUCUACCGAGUCUUUUCAAUGACUCAUCACCUGAGCCCAACUACGAGUGCGGUUUCCGUGGAGGUUAUGAAUCCUGAUGGAAUCAUCGUUAGCAAAGAUGUGCUGUCAUCUCCUCAUGGCAUUUCCUCCGGGACUUACAAGAUGCCUGAAGUUGUGAAUGUCGGCAUCUGGAAGAUUGUGGCCAAAUUUGAAGUGACACCACAGGAGAAUUACACAUCUGAAUUUGAAGUCAAAGAGUAUGUCCUGCCAAGCUUUGAAGUUAAACUGGAACCCAGCCAGCCAUUCUUCUACGUCGAUGACAAUGAGCUCUCUGUUGACGUCACUGCCACGUACCUUUAUGGAAACAAGGUCUUGGGGUACGGAUACAUUGUUUUUGGAGUGUUGGCGGAUGACGAGAAGAGAAGCUUCCCAGAUUCCCUGCAGAGGAUUGAAAUUGAAGACGGAAGAGGAGUAGCGCGCCUCACGAGACAGCAGAUCCUAAGUGCCUUCCCGGACAUCAACCAGCUUAUCGAUAAGUCCAUUUACAUCUCGGCCACCGUCUUGACAUCCACUGGCAGUGAUAUGGUGGAGGCCGAAAAGAGAGGACUAAAGAUCGUCACCACGCCCUAUAAAGUUCUCUUCACCAAGACUCCAAAGUACUUCAAGCCAGGAAUGCCCUUUGACGUGAUGGUUCUGAUAACAAAUCCUGAUGGAUCUCCUGCUAGAAACGUUGAUGUGGAAGGUAACCCCGGGAAAGUUCCUGCCAGAACAAAUAGUGAAGGAACAGCAAAGAUGACCAUCAAUACAAUCCGGGAUGGAAGGAAUCUCGCCAUAACUGUAAGAACAAAAAACCCUAAGAUUACUGAGCCUCGCCAAGCGGACGGAAGAAUGGAGGCCAUCCCGUACAAAACGCCGUCAAAUUCUAACAAUUACCUGCAUAUCGGCAUCCAGGCUGCAGAAUUACUGCCAGGAGCAAAUCUACAAAUCAACUUGAACAUCCAAAGCAAUGACAUAGUAACUCAGGACACAAUUAAAUACUUUUCAUAUUUGAUUAUAAACAAAGGAAACCUUCUGAAAGCGGGCAGGCAGGAGAGACUGAGAGGACAGUCACUUGUCACGAUGUCCCUGCUCGUUACCCGUGAGAUGAUCCCCUCUUUCCGCGUUGUGGCUUAUUAUUACGUGACUGCUGGUGGUAAAAGAGAAAUUGUGUCCGAUUCAGUCUGGGUGGACGUGAAGGAUUCCUGCAUGGGCACGCUUCAAAUACUUCCAGAGCGAGGUGGACAAGCGUACAGCCCACGCAAACCCUUUGGCUUCAAAAUUAGAGGAGACCCCGGUGCCAAGGUGGGGCUGGUGGCUGUGGACAAGGCAGUGUUUGUUUUAAACAACAAGAACAAACUGACGCAGACAAAGAUCUGGGAUCACAUUGAGAAAAAUGACAUUGGCUGUAGCCCGGGAAGUGGAGCAAACAACAUGGGGGUAUUCAAAGACGCCGGCCUGAUCUUCAAGUCAAGCAUUGACAUUGAGACAGAAUCUCGGAACGAUCCCCACUGCCCUGUACCUCCCAAAAGAAGACGGCGCUCGCUGGUUUUGGUUACAGAGAAGACAAGUUUGGCCGGCAAGUAUACUGACAGCCUCCUGAAAAAGUGCUGUAUGGACGGCAUGAGUGAGAUUGUCAUGGAUUUCAACUGCAAGCAGAGAUCUGAGUACAUAGUGGAGAGCAAGGAAUGCAUCGAGGCCUUCCUCCACUGCUGCAUAGAGCUCACCAAAAAGAAAGGGCUGCUGGCCAGGCAGCAGGAGCAGAUCUUGGCUCGCAGUGAAGAAGAUGACCGUUUCUUGAAUGACGAUGAAAUUGUUUCCAGAACUGAGUUCCCCGAAAGUUGGUUGUGGCAGAUUGAAUCACUACCAAUUGGCGCUGGAGACAAAGACGGUUUGGUCGUAAAAGAUAUGAAAAGCUUCCUGAAGGACUCCAUCACAACAUGGGAGAUCUUGGCCAUCAGCUUAUCUGCAAAGAAGGGUAUCUGUGUGGCAGAUCCUUAUGAAAUCACCGUGAAGAAGGACUUCUUUAUCGACCUGCGGCUGCCAUACUCUGUGAUCCGAAAUGAGCAGGUGGAGAUCAAGGCCGUGCUCUACAACUACUAUGAGGAGGACAUUGAGGUCCGUGUGGAGUGGAUGCCCAAUAGCCAACUCUGCAGCAUGGCAAACAAAAACAAAUACUCUGAGAUUGUGAGAAUUAACCAGCUGUCAUCACGAGCGGUGCCAUUCAUCAUUAUUCCUAUGAAGCUGGGAAAGAUUGAUAUUGAAGUGAAGGCAUCUGGGAAAGCCUUUGGGGAUUUCGUGGCUGAUGGUGUGAAGAAGCAGCUGCAUGUGGUGCCAGAUGGAAUGCAGGUAAAGAAAAUGGUCAGAAAUAUUGUCUUGGAUCCCGUUAAAGCAGGUGGAGUACAAAAUGAGUUUAUUCCCAAAGUGGACGUACGAUCAAUAGUUCCCGACACAGAAGCUCAGACAUUCAUCGCUGUAACAGGUAACCUCCUGGCAGAAACCGUGGAGAGCGCCAUUAGUGGGAGCAACUUGGCUAACCUGAUCCGAGUGCCGUAUGGCUGUGGAGAGCAGAAUAUGAUAACAAUGACACCACCUGUCAUUGCAACUCAUUAUCUGGACAAGACUGACCAGUGGGAGCAAGUGAGCUUACAACGACGGGCAGAGGCCAUCAAAUACAUCGGUCAAGGUUACACGCAGGAGCUGGCAUUCCGGAAGACUGACAACUCAUAUGGUGCAUGGAUCACAAGUCCUUCGAGUACCUGGUUGACAGCCUAUGUGGCUAAGGUGUUUGCUAUGGCCUACUCUCUGAUAUCAAUAGACGACAAAGUGCUCUGUGGUGCCGUCAAGUGGCUCAUUCUUAACAAGCAGCAAGCUGAUGGAACCUUCAAGGAGGACGCCCCUGUGUAUCAUGGAGAAAUGGUGGGAGGACUACGAAAUUCAGAAUCUGAUGCCACUCUCACAGCUUUCGUCCUCAUUGCUUUGGCCGAAUCCCAAGAAAUCUGCAGAACUCAAGUCCAGAGCUUGGAGGAAAGCGUAGAAAAGGCAGCAAGUUUCCUGGAUCGGCGUCUUCUGACCCUGCAAAAGCCCUACACGGUGGCCAUCACUUCCUAUGCAUUGGCUUUGUGUGGCCGGAAACAUCAGGAUCCUAUUUUAAUGAGGUUUGCCUCGGCAGAUAAAACCAACUGGGAUGGAGGCUCUCGUCUCUUCACUCUUGAAGCCACUGCCUACGCCCUUCUGGCCUCUGUGAGAAUUGGGCAGUAUGACCGAUCUGGAGAUAUCGUGAGAUGGCUGACAGAACAAAGGUUUUAUGGAGGUGGAUUUGAGUCGACUCAGGCCACCAUCAUCGUGUUUCAAGCAAUGGCUGAAUACAUGACUGCAGUGCCAGAGUACCGGGAUAUUGACCUGGACGUCGAGCUGACCGUAUCUGGACGCUCCAAGCCUACUAAAUGGAAAAUCAACAAGGCGAAUGCCUUCCUUGCACGAUCAGAAAAGGCAAAUAUUGACAAGGACAUCUCCGUUUCUGCAAAAGGAACUGGCCAGGGAGCAAUGUCAGUGAUGAGUAUCUACUAUGCUCUGGUGGAACAGAACAAGACAGAAUGCAAGAAGUUUGAGCUGGAUGUGUUGAUGGAAGAAGUUCCAAAUGCUAAGAAGCCUGAAGGAGCCAUACGAACAUUUAAACUCACCGCCAGAAUGACGUAUCAAGGUGAAAGGGACGCCACGAUGUCCAUUCUUGACAUCACGAUGCUGACGGGCUUCAUUGCUGACCAAGCCGACCUUGGAAAGCUGGCGAAUGGAGUGGACAAAUACAUUCAAAAGUUUGAGGUGGACAAGGCCCUUUCUAACAAAGCGUCUCUCAUCCUGUACCUGGACAAGGUGUCCAAUAAACGCUGGGAUGUUAUCUCCUUUAAAGUUCACCAGAUGUAUGAAGUGGGCUUAAUUCAGCCAGCAGGAGUGACCAUCUAUGAGUACUACGAGAUGGACAAACGCUGCCAGAGAUUCUACCAUCCAGACAAAGAAAGUGGGCUCCUCAGCAAAAUCUGCCAAGAGCAAGUAUGCCGAUGUGCCGAAGAAAACUGCAGCCUGCUGAAAAAGAACGAGCUGAGACUGAGAGAGGAGGACCGACUGACUGUGGCCUGUGAAGCGGGAGUCGAUUACGUGUACCGAACCCGACUCUUGGAGACCACCCAGGAGGCCGAGUACUCUUUCUACAAAAUGGAAGUUGUGUCAGUCAUUAAAGAAGGUACCGAUGAAAAUCCUGAAGGGAAGAGAAGAGUCUUCAUCUCUCACAGCUCCUGUAGGAAAACCUUGAAUCUGGAAACAAAUAAGGAAUACCUGAUAAUGGGAAAAAUGGAGGAUCUGUGGCAGAAAGGACAAGAGAUUUCCUACAUCCUUGGCUCAGAGACGUGGAUUGAGUGGUGGCCAUCAAACCAAGAAUGCCAGGACCCCAAAUACAAAAAGACGUGCAGAGAUAUUAAGGGGGCUACUGACCACCUACACGACUUUGGGUGCCCCAACUAAGCCACCUUCUCAGGAAUACUGUCAAGUUUCUCCUUACUAACAUAUCGUCCUUUGCAUCGACCGGGACUCGGUGAACGGUGAACUUGGAGCACUCCGUCAAAGCUCAGCCUCACGGUUCCAUCUUAUUUUCUCCCAGCUCUUAAUCCUCAAUUUUUUUUUUAUGCAAAUGUUCCUCUCAACUAAACAAGAAAUAAAACAGCUUAUGAAAAGAUCACAA
Molecule: messenger RNA, 5264 nt
Organism: Erpetoichthys calabaricus (reedfish)
Lineage: Eukaryota; Metazoa; Chordata; Cladistia; Polypteriformes; Polypteridae
Product: complement C3-like
Exons: 41
Coding region: 62-5047 (1661 amino acids)
Cellular component (GO): extracellular region
Molecular function (GO): protein binding; endopeptidase inhibitor activity
Source: RefSeq, a predicted model, not a curated record